Messenger RNA from Rotaria sordida, 3015 nucleotides. Lineage: Eukaryota; Metazoa; Rotifera; Eurotatoria; Philodinida; Philodinidae. The record is from the annotation of a GenBank genome assembly.
AUGUUAUCAAUUAGAAAUAAUAUUUAUUCGAUUUAUCGAUUCCAACGUGUAUUAUCUUUCUAUCAAAAAAAUAACAGAAUAUGUUCGAAUUCGUCAUCUAUACAAUUAAAUUCAAAAUUGAAGAAACUUUUUGAUUCUAAACAAUAUAAAGAAGCUCUUGAACUGUUCGAUCAAAAAUUUGAACAAUGUACAGAUUUUACAAUUAGUAUGGCAAUAAAAGCAUGUACUAUGUCAAAAGAUUACAACCGUGGUAUUAAAAUCGAACGAAACCUCUCAUCAAAUUCAAUUAAUAAUUCUUAUAUUCAAGCAUCAUUAAUUCAAUUUCAUAGUCUUAUCUCUAAUAACAUGCCCGAAAAAGUCCUUGACUUAUUCGACGAAAUCACAAUCGAAGCUAACAAGUAUACUGUCACUGUUUUAUUUAAUGCUUGUGCUGCACUUGCUAAUAAUCGAGCAAGGAAAAUUGGAAAAAAACUUCUUGAUAAAAUGCCCGAAAAUCUUCGAAAUGAUAAUAUUGUAUUAACUUCAGCAAUUCAUAUGUUAAUAAAAUUUGGUGAUAUUCAAAAUGCUGAAAAUCUUUUUCAAUCAAUUAAAAAGAAGGAUAUUAUUACUUAUGGUGCUAUGAUGAAAGGGUAUAUCGAAAAUCAAAUGUCUGAAAAGGCAUUGAAUGUAUUCAAACAAAUCAAUAUAGAAUUAGAUAACCGUACAUAUGCUAUUGUUUUUAAUGCCUGUGCUGAACUUGCUAAUGAUCGAGCAAUUAAAAUAGGAAAAAAGGUUCUUGGUGAAAUGCCUCGAAAUUUUCGAAAUGAUAAUGUUGUAUUAACUUCAGCGAUAAAUAUGUUAAUAAAAUUUGGUGAUAUUCAAAAUGCUGAAAAUCUUUUUCAAUCAAUAAAAAAGAAAGAUAUUAUUACUUAUGGUGCUAUGAUGAAAGGAUAUGUCAAGAAUCAAAUGUCAGAAAAAGCUUUGGAUUUAAUUGAACAAAUUGAAUUAAACUUAAAUAACGUUGCUUAUACUAUUGCUUUUAAUGCCUGUACUGAACUUGCCAAUGAUCGAGCAAUGAAAAUAGGGAAAAAACUUCUUGAUCAAAUGUCUGAAAAUCUUCGAAAUGAUAAUGUUGUAUUGAAUUCAGCAAUACAAAUGUUAAUAAAAUUUGGUGAUAUUCAAAAUGCUGAAAAUCUUUUUCAAUCAAUUAAAAAUAAAAAUAUUAUUACUUAUGGUGCUUUGAUGAAAGGAUAUGUCAAGAAACAAAUGUCAGAAAAAGCUUUGGAUUUAUUUCAACAAAUUGAAUUAGACUUAAAUAAUUAUGCUUGUACUAUCUCAAUUAAAAAGAAAGAUACUGGUACUUAUGGUGCAUUAAUGAAUGGUUAUAAUAUAAAUGGUUUAUCAAGGAAAUGCUUUAAAAUCUUAGAAGAAAUGUUUGAAGAAAAUAUUUCUCCCGAUGAGAUCAUAUGGAGUAUAGUUAUCAAUGCAUGUUCACGAUAUGGUUCGCUUUGUCGUUCUCAAUAUAUUAUUAAUCAGAUUCCUUCAGAAUUUCAGAAUAAAAAACAAAUACAAAAUUCAUUAAUUCGUAUGUGGGGUAAAUGUAGUUCAAUUGAAAAAGCAGAAAAUGUAUUCGAAUCAAUUGUUGAUCGUGAUGCAAUAACAUAUACUGCAAUGAUUAAUGCAUUUGGUCUCAAUGGAAUGGGUUCUGAAGCUAUUCAAUUAUAUAGAAAAAUGCCGAAUAAUCUACGUAAUGAAGUUUCACAUGUUUGUGUUUUAAAUGCAUGUUCUCAUUCGGGCCUUCUUCAAGAAGCUUGGAGUAUUUUUAAUGAUAUUCCUAUAAAAACAGAAAAAAUUUUUACUACUAUGGUUGAUUGUUUAAGUCGUUUAUUUCUAUUUGAUGAAGCAGAAAAUUUGAUCAAUGAAUAUGAAAAAACAAACAAACCAAGUUUAGUCAUGUAUAUGUCGUUAUUAUCCGGUGCACGUAAUAAUCGAAAUGAAAAUUUAUCUGAAAUGAUAUACAAUCGAAUGAAAUCUAUGUUUCCCAAUGAAAAAGACCAUCUUAUAUCAGGAGCAAUUCUUCUUGCAAAUAUAUAUUCAUCACUGGGAGAACAUGAAUUAGCAAAAACUUUUCGAUAUAAUCAAAUAAAAGAAUUAAAAACAAAUGAAUUCACCGCACAUGAUAAUUCUCAUCCAAAAUCGGCAAAAAUUUCUUCAGAACUUCAACGUUUAACAUCUGAAGCAAUUGCAGAUGGUUAUCAAUGUGAUCCUUCAUGGGUGACUCGUCCAUUAAAACAAGGAGAAACAAAUUUAUCUGUUCUCUGCGGUCACAGUGAAAGGAUCGCAAUUGCUUAUAAUUUCAUCGAAGAACCUGAUACGAAGUUCAUACAAAUUAUCAUGAAUCAAGACGUCGAUGAUGAAGAUCUUCAUUUAUUAUCUGAAAAUAAUUUAUCAUUAACAUCAACAUCAUAUACAAAUAAAACAUUUAUUCAAUAUUGCGAAUAUUCUGAUUGGUUGCAAUUUGAACAUCAAGAACAAAAUGAUGAAGAGGAUAUUGUUUUAUUUACUGAUAAAAUUGUUGCUUUAUAUAGUAUUCUAGCUAAACAUGUCAAUAUAGCUGUUUGUAUUCUAUUAGAAACGUUUACACAAUUUGAUGAACAACUUGAAAAAGAUAUAUUUGAUUUUGUUAUUCAACAAACCAUUCUUCAUAGACAAGAUUGGCCAUAUGAAGCCGAUGCUAAUUUACUUCGUUUAAUUUUAAAAAUUAUUGAUUUAGCUGAUCAUUUUUCAUGUGCAAUAUUAGCAAAUGUAAAACAUCUUUUUAAUCGUCUUUUAACAAUCAAAAGUAUUCCAGUUGUUCAACAAGUUUAUCAAACUAUUUUAGCUGAGAUGACAACGAAUUUGAAUAUACUUUUACAAGCACUUCAACAGAAAGCAAUUGUUAUUGGUAGUGAAACAUUAUCAUCUCCAACCACGAGUGAUUUAAAUAAAGAUGAUGCAGAAACAGCAUUGAUUUUUUAUUGUAGUGCAUUGUGUUAA